Penicillium psychrosexuale is the source of this 1782-nucleotide messenger RNA. RefSeq names its product CAZyme family AA7. The record is from RefSeq and is a predicted model, not a curated record. The coding region runs from base 1 to 1782 and encodes 593 amino acids. NCBI's taxonomy places the organism in Eukaryota, Fungi, Ascomycota, Eurotiomycetes, Eurotiales, Aspergillaceae. Gene Ontology annotation, molecular function: FAD binding; oxidoreductase activity. The transcript has a single exon.
AUGGUACAAAUAUUGUUUGCCCCUUUGGUGAACGCCGCAUCUGUAUUGGCGGUCUUUGGCCUUAUCUCCACCACAUCAGCAACGUCCUCAGGGUACAAUUGUAAGGCCGGACAAUCUUGUUGGCCAUCGAACAAAGAAUGGGAGAGUUUCAACAGCAGUCUGUCCGGAAACCUGCACCGCACGAUCCCCUUUGCCGCAAGCUGCUAUUAUAGUUCUCAAUACUAUGACCCUUCAGCCUGUGAUAUCGUCAAAUCGAACUAUUCAACAAACCAAGCACGAACCGACGUAUACGGCGCAGCAACAGGACUCAACUGGGAAGGAUGCCGGUCCCAAACAUGUGCCCUGAAUGCUUUGAACCCGGCUGAGGUCAUUUCCGACAAUUGCUACCUUGGCCGACUAUCGUCAUUGUAUGUCGAUGCUAGGGAACCAAGCCAUGUUGUUACCGCUGUGAAAUUCGCCCGAAAACAUCAUCUUCGGAUCACGAUCAAGAACACAGGACAUGACUACUUUGGACGCUCUACUAGUCCCGACACUCUUGCAAUCUGGACUCACAAUAUGAACAAUAUGAAGUAUCACAAAAACUUUACUGCGUCCAAUUGUCCUGCCUCGAACGGUCAACAUAUCGCAGAGAUAGCAUCCGGUGCUCAGGCGACGGACGUCUACACCUAUUUCACAAAGUUCAACAUGGAUGUUACCGGUGGCAAUGAAGGGUCGGUUGGCCUGGCUGGCGGCUUUGGUCAAGGAGGUGGCCACGGCGUCUUUGGUCCCAAGUAUGGUCUGAUGGUGGAUAAUGCGGUUGAAUUCGAGGUCGUAACUGCAGACGGCAAAUUGCGAGUAAUCAAUCAAUGCAAUGAUCCCGAGCUCUUCUGGGCCAUGCGAGGCGGAGGCGGAGGCUCCUUCGGCAUUUUGACAAGCUAUCGCUUUCAACUCCAUCCAGCGGUCAAGAUCAACGUGUAUCAAUUCGAGGGCAGCUUCACGACACACGGGAAUGAAACUGCCAAUUACCCUGCAUUGAAACAGGUUCUCACGCAACACGCAACCUACCAACCUACCUGGUCUCAUAACAACAUCUCAGGACAUGCUUACUACUGGCCAACCAAAGCUGAAAUUUACCUUGUCCUGCCUUCGAACAACGAAACAGCUUUGAAAACUCUGACCAGUGAAUUUUCCUCCUUUUUGGAGCAUCAAACAAAUAUCCAGGUCACCAAGAGCAAUUACACGACAUAUCCCAAAUAUACCGAAUUCUUACAGAUUACCGAUGGGAUCGCUGCCGAAUACACACCGGGCGGAAUCUUUGAAGCUGUUGCAGGUCGACUGAUCCCGCGCUCAUUAUUUGAGAGCAAACGCAAAGUCGCAGACCUAGUUGAUGCCGUCCUUCAAGGAGUUCGGCUCAGCAAUAAGCUACUCCCCGCAGGUGAUUCCCUCACCCAAAUCAUCAUGACCACGCCUGUGAAUCGCCAAAAUGGCAACACGACAAGUGCCAAUCCUGCCUGGCGCCCAGCUCUCUGGCAUACUCUCAUGACAGGUGGAUGGACUAGUGAACUUGGUGUCCAAAACGAGACAAAUCUGCUCGAGGCAUGGUUGGAUACUGUCGAGCCACUGAAACGUUUGACGCCUGGUGGAGGGUGUUAUUUGAAUGAAGGCCAUUACUUGGAGCCGAAAUGGCAAGAGACCUUUUUCGGAUCGAAUUAUCCUGAGUUGCUUCGGAUAAAGAAGAAGUACGAUCCUACCCACUUCUUUGACUGCUGGAAAUGUGUUGGCUGGAAGGGUCCCUCGGAGUAA